UUGAAAUAUGCCACUGGGAGUGAACUUCCAAUGAUCUUCUGUUCUCAGUGAUCAACGGGUUUGGGAGGAGUCACACCGGUGGGAAAGCCAUGCCUAGCAGGAGUUGUCCCGCUCCUUCCUCAUUGACCGCGCUGCUCUGUGCCGUAUGGUGGCGGUGGCUCUGGAGGAUCACACCCCGCCGAGUGAAGCACUCAGCCCGGGCCUGGAGUCCGUGUGGCCUCGCGUCUCCUUUCUUCGCAGGUUGGAAGUGGAGGGUGCACAAAGGAGUUGUAGCCCGAUCUGAGGAAUGUGACGCGCCGACGGGAAGGGAACGCUUGCACAUCGGCGGUUUCACCGGGGAGAGAGAUAGUCUACACAUCGGUACAAAGAGAGGAGACAAGUUCUGCCGCAAAGUUACGAGGCCCUGACCUUUGACCCCACCCCUCUCUCCAACCAUGGCACAUCGAUCUCAGAGUUCAUCGAUUGGCGAUAACCCCCUCGACCCAAACUACCUGCCCCCACAUUACCGUGAGGAGUACCGUCUAGCUAUUGAUGCUCUGAUAGAAAAUGACAUACAGGGUUACUAUGAGUUCCUCCAGUCCGCGGAUGUGGUCGGUUUCCUGGCACAGUCGGAAAUUGAAUUCAUUAAGUCAACAAUCCAGACGCCCAACCAGACCUCCAGCGUCCCAGAGCUGACAUACCAUGAGGGACGUCAGGAUGCUGAUGGCUCCUCCGACACCUACUGGCCGAUGCAGUCUGACCUGGCUGCCCCGGGGCUGGACCUGGGCUGGCCACUGCCACAGCAAAGCUUCAUGGGGCCCACAGAGGUCACCACUCUAGUCAACCCCUCCGACCCAGACAUGCCAAGCAUCAAGCAGCAGGCCAGGAGACUCAUUAAGAAUGCACGCCAGGUUAUUGCUGUGGUGAUGGACAAGUUUACAGAUGUUGACCUUUUUGCGGACCUCUUGGACGCAGCAGCACGCCACGUUCCUGUUUAUAUUCUACUGGAUGAGCAGGAAGUCCAUCACUUUGUCUCUAUGGUCUUCAACUGCAAAGUCAACUUGGACCAACAUCCUAUGUUGCGUGUCAGGACUGUGGCAGGAAUAACCUAUUAUUCCCGUACGGGGAAAUCAUUUAAGGGGCAGGUGAAAGAUCGUUUCCUACUGGCUGACUGCAAAGCUGUACUCAGUGGCAACUACAGUUUCAUGUGGUCCUAUGAGAAGAUCCACCGCUGCAUCGCCCACCUCUUCCUCGGGGAGCUGGUUUCCACCUUUGAUGAAGAGUUUCGCAUUCUCUUUGCUCAGUCAGAGCCUUUAGUUAUUGACCCAUCUGAUGGAGCACUUGCUCUCUCUGACUCCAGCAGUUACUUAGGCAACCAGUUCGGUUUAAAGAGGACCCAGUCUUUGCGUAAUCCCACAGGUUACCGAAGGCAGCUUGAGAUUCCCUCUGCCUUCUCUUAUGGAGACGCUGAUCGUAACCUUGCCCUUCCUUUCCGGAGGAACGAUCCAUUUCGUCACACCAUUGAACCUGGGGCAGGAAUUACAAUAGGAAAGUAUUCCCAGCAACAGUUUCGUCUGCAGCAGUCGUUCCUGGAGCAGGGAAGGUCCAUAGUUUCCAGGCAGAUGGAGAUAAGUACCAGUGGCUUCAAGAGGCACAGCUAUGCAGAGGGAACCCAGGAAAACUACUCCUCUUCGAGGCAAUACAUGAAGCACAGAGUCAUGAAUAAUUUGGAUGAGACAGACUUUCACAGGGAGCAGACCCAAACUAGCCAUUACUACAAUGAAGGGCCUGGGCCGGGUUCUGGCAAGGGACACUACGACAGACUUCGAGGUUGUCCUCCACAACUCUCCAUUGACCAGUAUUCAGAUUCAAGCUUUCGCUCAGAUCGGGAGCCUCCACCUGGAAAGUAUAACCGAGAAUACUUUUCAUCUGAGGACUUGAGAGGACCUGAGGGGUGCCAGGCACCUCCAUUAGCUGGAAGGUAUGGAGGAGAUUCCACCAAUAGGAGACCAACCAUAGGUCAGGCGUAUGCCUGCCAGAGCUCACCCACACAGCCUCACCCUGCAGAGAAGAAACCGUUUGCCAAACAACCUGAUCAGGCGCAUGAUGAAGAUGCAGAUGCUAAGCAAGGCAUGAGAAGUUGGAGAAUCCAUUCCUAUCUUAGCACUUAUGAGGACAGUGGAGAAGAAGGUGUGACUCAACCUUUGGGGCCUGAUGCAUUUGAAGAUCCUCCUCCAUCUCAGCAGCCAUCUGCCACUGAAAACUCAGCUCCCCGCUUUGGAAUAAAGGAGCCACCGAAUGUUCCCCCCAAACCCAGACCAGACAUCUUGAGACCACGGUUUGGAAAGCCCAUACCUUCUGCCCCAACAACAACCAAGGAGUGCAACAGUCAAGGGACUCUGCAGCAAGGGAGGUGGGUUGGAAUGAAAGAGACUCAAGAUCUCUUCCUGUCCAAACAUGAAUCAUUCCGUACACGGGUUAAUCCACUCCUUCAACGUAACUCUCGUCUGCGUUCCUCGCUUAUAUUCUCAUCAUCCAAGGCAGAGAUGCACAGUGGUAGCCUGGGCCUAAAACCAGCCACAGAGGAAGACGAGGAGUUAAACUCAGUGCGCACUUCCUCGAUUGUGGCCCAGAUCCUAGAGAAGAGGAGGUCAUUGUCUCGUGAGCCUUUUGAGUGGAGAAAGAAGGCUGAGGAAAGAGAUAAGGAGAAAGAAAGGGAGAAGGAGAAAGAAAGGGAGGAGAAAGAAAAAGUGGAGAAAGAGCGACAGCAAGAGGAAAGGGGGAUUCAAUUAAAAGAUGAGAUUAAAGCAAAAGAGGAACCUCAGAAAACCAACAAAGAGGUAAAGACGACACCAACUUUUGAGAAAUCUGAUGUCACAACAUCAUUAUCUAUGAACAUGAAUGACCCAGCAAAUAGACUGCAGUAUUUCAAAGACCUGGCGGCCAAAAGAAAAGCCUCAACAAUGGAAACAGAGUUAUCGCUCAAAGCCCCAGAGCCUGCUGAAAAAAAGCCAGACCUUUCUGAUAAACCUCCCCUAAAACCUGCAAUGACUCCAAACAUCCCAACUGUUAGUUCAGCCGAACCUGAACCAAAGAAGAUAGACAUAUCUGCAAAAUUGGCAGAGCUCACUCGCAGAUCUUCAUUUAGUUCCUCAAAACCACCCAUACUAAAGCCUUCUGCAAGCUACCUGAAGCCUUCAGAGACAACUCCACUUCAAAAAGAGGAAAAUGCAUCAGAUGGUCAAAAGAAGGAUAUAUUCAAGUCUCUAAAGCCCCUUCCGUCACCUAAGAUCUUCAGGAAGGAUCCGUUGAAGUUCAAAGGACUAAAUCCCCGUCGGAUCUCCUGUGAUGAAGAGAUUCUGACCACAGACGCUACUGAUGCAGAGAAGAGUGAAAUGAAAAAGAGUCGCUCUCAAAGUUCUUCAACUCUGCCACGUGAUGACUCCAGGGAAGGAUUGCAAAAAGUUAUGGGAUCUAAUACAUCCAUCAACACACUUGGUGAGGGAAAGGGUGAGGGGAAGACACUUGACUUCUUGAAGAAGCAGACGCAGAGGCUAAAGGGAUUACUGGGGCCCAAGGAUAAAGAGAAGAAAUCUUCAGGAGACGAUAGGGGCAUGAGCACGGUCAGAGAGAUCACUGAAGAUAUAAGCAAAAAGCUGAGUUCAUCAGCUAGAGAUAAAGAAUCCACCACUGCCGACCAAAUCACAGCCAAUCACAAAACAUCAACCGGCAUAUCAGGCCCAUCUCGAUACCAGGCCCCGGGCAGCUCUGUUCUGUUCAGUAGCAACCUACGAGAUGACACCAAAGUCAUUCUAGAGCAGAUCUCGGCCAACAGCCAGAAAAACCGACUCGAGCGAGAAGAAACAGGAGGGGAGAAAGAGAGUGACGGUGGGGAGAAGGGGCUGGAGGGACAGAACUCCAUCAAGAAAAAUCUAUUUCUGCGUCCCUCAGGCAACAUCCAGGAGCGGGAGGGAUUGCUGAAGAGGAUGGAGAGUUUGAGGAAGGAAAAGAAGGUCUACAGCCGCUUUGAGAUGGGGAAUAACCUGGGAUAACGAAAGAUGGAGGAGGCACCUUUUAGAUGGGAACUAUUUAUGCAAGAUGAUCAAAAACACCCAUUGCCCAUGUGUGCCAACGACACUCUCAAAGUACUCAACACCAGCCUUUCCUGGAUUUCCACACAAAGUAAUACAACUUGAAAAGACAAUAUAUAAAAAUACUGAAAAUAAACUGAAGUCAUUGGGUUUGGAAUGUGCCUAUGUGCCAAGACCUGGAACUACUGUGACCUUAUAUGGUGACUAAGAGAAAGAAGAGUGAAUCUACUUGCAUUCUGGCUGCAUGGGCCAAUGUUUCACCUAACAGGAAAAAGGUAGGGCAAUUAACAUAAAACUGAACUUGUAUAAACAUGACUGGGGGAGUAAGAGAGAGGAUAAAAGAAAGACAGUACAUAUUGCACCUGAGGGAUGGAAAAUAGAUCCAUGCCAGUUAAAAAAUAUGGCGGUGUAUGACUGCAUGUGUACAAGUGUUGUGUGAUUCUGCAAGUGUCUGUGUAGCUGGGACUUGUUUUAAACUGAAUGGGAGAAAGUGUCUUUGUGGAUUCAUUGUGUGCCAAUGGCCCACCAAGGGUAUUACCAAAGUUAGGACUAUUAUUAACCCAAAACAGAAAGCAAAGAUAAGAAAAUGAAGAGGAAAGGAAUGACAUGAAUAAUUGACAAAGAGUGAAAUGUCUGUGAGAUUAUAGAGAAUGAAGAGUAAGACAAAAUCAGAAUGUGAGAAUGUGUCUAAUUUUAAUGUUGAGGCAGAUUUUCGAUAGAAAGUAGAGUCGUGAACUUUACCCUCUCAAGAGUGUUAUGUGCCUUUCUAUUAAGGGUUUGGACACCCUUCAUAAAGGUUGAAGAUGUCAGAUAACCAUUCAGAGGGGACUGUAGGUUUUCAUGGUUAGAGGAGUUAAGUUAAAAAAUGUAAGUGUACUAGUGUUUGUCUCAUGUAAAUAAAAAUGUAAAGCAUUUAAGUUGCCCUGAAUCACUUUAAAACAAAUGUGCCCCUGUUCCUCUGUAUGUUGACUUCUAAAUAAGUUCACUGCAUAAAGGAAAGGAAGAGAAAAAAGGGAAGCUACAUUUUGCAGUACUGGAGCAGGGCCAUGCCUCCUUUCAUAAGUUACUUCACUUCUGAGACCUACGCCCUACGCAGGACUGCUAACUCCUUUGUUGGUCUGUAAACACUAGCAAACCAAAGAUUUAGUUAUACGGUACAGUUCCCAGGCUGCUUGCUUGACUGGGCAUCAAACCAUUUAUUGUGUUUUUCUUUUUUACAGUACAUCAAAUGAUUGGAGGAUUGAUUGCUAUAUGAACACUUCAGGGGUUACACUGUUUGCUAUAAGGGAUUAUAUUGUACAUAUUAAUAUAAAAAGGGCUUGUUGAUAAACUAAAUGACAAAUUAGAUAGUGAUCACCCUCAGUGUACUAUCAAAGUGCCUCGUGUUUAUUUGUAAUUAAUAUGCAAGUAUGUGGUCUUGGCUGUAAAAACAAAUUGGCAUUAAUUAGGGGGAAAUAAUUUGCACAGGGGUCAACGUGUUCUUUUUUUCUUCUUUUUUUUUUUAAACCUCAGAUAGUAUUACAUUGUAUUUGAAAUACUGCAAAAAAGUUGUUUAUUAAAUCUCUUUCCAACUGAAA
Perca flavescens (yellow perch) is the source of this 5647-nucleotide messenger RNA. RefSeq names its product family with sequence similarity 83 member Hb (gene sack1hb). Gene Ontology annotation, biological process: positive regulation of cell migration; protein localization to cytoskeleton; signal transduction. Gene Ontology annotation, molecular function: protein kinase binding; keratin filament binding. Lineage: Eukaryota; Metazoa; Chordata; Actinopteri; Perciformes; Percidae. The record is from RefSeq and is a predicted model, not a curated record. Gene Ontology annotation, cellular component: keratin filament.